UACAAGAGAAUGGUUGAAAUAAUUCCAACACAUGUGAAGGAUGUCUACAUCUGCCACAUUAAGCAGUUCAAAGACCAUCGUGGAAUGCUCUGUGAAUUAUUCAACAUGGUCAAAUAUCCAGAAGAAAUAAGAAAACACUUCCCAAUUCAACAGAUUACUUGGGUGACCAAUAGAAAAUUUGCCCAUCGUGGACUCCGUAUAGCUGCUUACUCAAAACUCUUAACCUGCAUCAAAGGUUCAGUUUACGAUGUGGUUGUUGACACGCGACCAGACUCCAGCACUUACCUACAAUGGGUAGGUGUAACUCUGAGUGAAGAGAAUGGGUACCAGCUACUCGUACCCCCUGACUGUGGACAUGGUUACCUAGCCCUGGAGGAGGGCUGUGCAGUUGUCUACUGCCAGGGUGGAUGUUUCCUGCCGUCAGUUCCUGAAAAAUCUGUCCAUUUGUUUGAUAAAACUGUAUCAAUUGACUGGCCUUUUAUUGAGCAGAAAAACAAUUUUCUGAUAUCAGAGAAAGACUCAAAAGUGCCCUUCUUAAAUGUGGAUAUAGAAAAAUUUAAACCCAAUCGCAAAAGAAUUCUGAUUAUUUCUUCAAAAGGUCAAGGUGAGUGAUUCUCUGAAAGGU
Octopus bimaculoides (California two-spot octopus) is the source of this 625-nucleotide messenger RNA. RefSeq lists its product as uncharacterized. Gene Ontology annotation, molecular function: dTDP-4-dehydrorhamnose 3,5-epimerase activity; dTDP-4-dehydrorhamnose reductase activity. Gene Ontology annotation, cellular component: cytosol. Gene Ontology annotation, biological process: dTDP-rhamnose biosynthetic process; polysaccharide biosynthetic process. The record is from RefSeq and is a predicted model, not a curated record. Lineage: Eukaryota; Metazoa; Mollusca; Cephalopoda; Octopoda; Octopodidae.